AUGGUGAACGCAAAUGCUAUUAGGUUUGUGGUUGGUAUUAUUGGAAACGUCAUAUCUACAUUUCUGUUCCUCUCCCCAAUCCCUACGUUCAUCAAGAUAUGUAAAAAGAAAGAUGUGGAAUCUUUCGAUCCAAAGAUUUACAUUGUAACAGUGUUGAACUGUUUGUUUUGGUGCUAUUACGGAAUGCCAUUUGUUAAUCCAAACAGCAUUCUAGUAGUCACCAUUAACGGAGCUGGGCUAGUAAUAGAGCUUAUAUAUAUUGGAAUAUUCUUUUUUUAUGCUCCAAAAAAUGGACGGGUGAAGGUUAUCCUAUUGUUAGUAGGUGAAAUUGUUUUGUUUGCCGUUAUUUUGGUUAUAACUAUGUUGACAAUAUCCGAGCAUAAGAUGGCAAUGAAUAGACCUUACCGGGCUGUCGUGAUUGGUAUUAUAUGUGAUGUCUUCAAUGUCAUCAUGUAUAGCUCUCCUCUGUUCAUUGUGAGAGAUGUCAUUAGAACUAAGAGUGUGAAGUACAUGCCAUUCCAUAUCUUAUUGGCCAACUUCAUGAAUGGUUGUUGCUGGACUGCAUAUGCUCUUAUUGGGAAAAUUGACUACUUCAUCUUGAUUAGCAACGGUCUUGGUGCAUUUUUUGGACUAGUUCAAUUGAUAGUCUAUGGAAAAUACCGCAAAACUACACCAAAAGAUGAUGACCAUUCCAACAAGGCUACUAAUGAAGUGCAACUCUCUAAUGUAUAA
Molecule: messenger RNA, 732 nt
Organism: Fragaria vesca subsp. vesca
Lineage: Eukaryota; Viridiplantae; Streptophyta; Magnoliopsida; Rosales; Rosaceae
Product: bidirectional sugar transporter SWEET6b-like
Exons: 6
Coding region: 1-732 (243 amino acids)
Source: RefSeq, a predicted model, not a curated record